This is a messenger RNA of Xylaria bambusicola, 900 nucleotides long. Its product is annotated as putative flavoprotein. Gene Ontology annotation, cellular component: phosphopantothenoylcysteine decarboxylase complex. The transcript is spliced from 6 exons. Gene Ontology annotation, biological process: coenzyme A biosynthetic process. Gene Ontology annotation, molecular function: phosphopantothenoylcysteine decarboxylase activity; FMN binding. NCBI's taxonomy places the organism in Eukaryota, Fungi, Ascomycota, Sordariomycetes, Xylariales, Xylariaceae. The coding region runs from base 1 to 900 and encodes 299 amino acids. The record is from RefSeq and is a predicted model, not a curated record.
AUGCUCGCGGCCAUCACGAAUGGGUAUGAGUCCCAUCAUACAAGGACCUCUAUCCAGAAACUUACAGCAUCUCUUAAUGAUGGCAAGAUCCAUCUUCUCCUAGCCUGCUCAGGCAGCGUCGCCACCAUCAAGCUACCCAACAUCAUCCAGGCACUCUCCAAGUACCCCUCAGAUCAACUCUCCAUCCGUGUCAUCCUGACGCCGUCGGCCUCACACUUCCUAGCUGGCCAAUCUAAAGAACAGCCUACUAUUUCCGGCAUAAGCCAUCUUCCUAAUGUCGAUGCUGUUGAUGCCGAUGAGUGGAAGGUUCCUUGGGUAAGGGGUGGUGGAAUCCUCCAUAUUGAACUCCGCCGUUGGGCUGACCUACUUGUCAUCGCACCUCUUAGCGCCAACACAUUGGCAAAAAUAACAGGGGGCUUUGCCGAUAGUCUCUUGACAUCUGUCGUGCGCGCAUGGGAUCCUUGGGGUGAACUAGAUACAAAUGCCAAUAGCACCAAUACAGCCGUACAAGGUUCGACAACAGUGAUUCCAAUGACCCAGGAGGGAUCCAUAGGAGCAAGCGGUAGCAGAAGAAUCAAAAAGCGUCGUAUCAUCGUCGCACCAGCGAUGAACACAGCAAUGUGGCGCCAUCCCAUAACGGCAAAACAACUGCGCGUUCUAGAAGAAGAAUGGGGCGUCCGGAACACCUCAAUCGCCAAAACAGAAGCACACAACGGAUCAGUGCAACCGCCCCAGGAGAUAGACCAAGCAAGCCCAGACCAAGAUGAGGGCGACGGCUGGUUCGAGGUUCUCCGGCCCCAGCCCAAAGUUCUGGCCUGCGGCGACUCUGGAGACGGCGCCAUGCUCGAGUGGUCGCAGAUCGUGACCGUUAUCGAGGAGCGUCUUGGCUUAGGGGCGUGA